Messenger RNA from Equus caballus (horse), 1248 nucleotides. Lineage: Eukaryota; Metazoa; Chordata; Mammalia; Perissodactyla; Equidae. The record is from RefSeq and is a predicted model, not a curated record.
GAGGGUAGGGAAGGAAUGGGUGAGAGUUGGGUGUGUGUGUAUGCGUGUGCGCGCGCGCACGUGUGUGUGUGUGUGUGUGUGUGUGCAGGGAGACAGCGUUUCCCCUCCUCAGAGCUGUUUCUCAUUCAGAUGGAAGGUGUCAAGGUCAGGGUCAACAGGUUGAGUAACCACUUCCAGGUGAACCACACAGUCGCCCUCAGCACAAUUGGGGAGUCCAACUACCACUUCGGGGUCACGUACGUGGGGACAAAGCAGCUGAGUCCCACUGAGGCGUUCCCCGUGCUGGUGGGGGACAUGGACAACAGCGGCAGCCUCAAUGCUCAGGUCAUUCACCAGCUGGGCCCCGGGCUCAGGUCCAAGAUGGCCAUCCAGACGCAGCAGUCGAAGUUCGUGAACUGGCAGGUGGAUGGGGAGUACCGGGGCUCCGACUUCACGGCCGCCGUCACCCUGGGGAACCCGGACGUGCUGGUGGGGUCAGGGGUCCUCGUGGCGCACUACCUGCAGAGCAUCACGCCGUGUCUGGGUCUGGGUGGAGAGCUGGUCUACCACCGGCGGCCCGGGGAGGAGGGCACCGUCAUGUCUCUAGCUGGGAAAUACACAUUGAACAACUGGUUGGCGACCAUCACGCUGGGCCAAGCAGGCAUGCAUGCCACGUACUACCACAAAGCCAGUGACCAGCUGCAGGUAGGCGUGGAGUUUGAGGCCAGCACGAGGAUGCAGGACACGAGUGUCUCCUUCGGGUACCAGCUGGACCUGCCCAAGGCCCACCUGCUCUUCAAAGGCUCCGUGGACAGGGCCACUGUCGGGCGCUUCCCUAUGAACAGGGAAGUUUUGGCGAGAGCCCCCUCACCAGCCAUGAGGCUCGCUCUGUCGCUCCCGGUCCUGUUGGUGGCUCUGUGGAUGGUGUGUGAAGGCCGAGCCCCAGCCCAGGCAGACCUAGAGCCGGACCAGGCGGACCUAGAGCCGGACGGCGUCAUCGAUGUCAUCUGGGGGGGGUUGAAGAAGGUUGGAAAGCACCUGGGGAAGGAGAUCGUGAAACACAUCAUCCACGACAUCAACAAGAAGAACGGAGCUUCAGCGACCCGGAAAGUGGCAUCAAAGAUAAUCAAAAGUAUUCCAGAUGGAAAAGGCCUCAUUCCCCCUCCACACGAGGAGACUGCCCCUCUUACCCGCCCACCCAAGCAGGAUCCACCCGCCACGCCCCCACCCAAGCAGGAUCCGCCCCUCUCCUCCAGGGUUGUGCCUUAG